GGAAGUUCUUUUAGAAAUCUUAAUGUUUAAAUGAGCCAGCUGGCUCUUCUUUAUUGGAGGGCCACUAAUUGGAACGCAUAAAACGCGGAACACCUGAUUCCACUCCCCCUCUAACCCACACAAAUUCUGUUUUGCUCUUUUUUAUAUGAUUUUUCCUUUUUUUUUUUUUUUUGGUUAAAAAUGGCGAACAACAACGAAAGAUUGUUAGGAACGGUGAAAUGGUUCGAUUCUCAGAAGGGUUACGGCUUCAUAAUCCCUUCCAAUGGCGGCCAAGACUUGUUCCUUCACCGCUCCGGAAUCCGAUCCCGCCGCGCCGACGGUCGUGGUGGUGGUUUUCGAACCCUCGUUCACGGUGAGACUGUAGAGUUUCUGAUUCGUCCACAUAAAAAAAAUCGUACCAAGGCCGUAGAUGUUACCGGACCUAACCAGGGACCUCUUCAGGGACGACCUUCUCGUGGCGGCGGUGAUAGAGGAGGACGACGAUCUCGCGGCUGUUAUGGUCAAGGCGGUAGAGGAAGAGGAGGAGGAGGAUAUCGAGGCGGUUAUGGCGAAGGCAGUAGUGGCGGUUGUAUUCAUUGCGGUGAUGUUGAUUGUAUGGCCUUAGAUUGGUUCCAGAGAUGCUAUGGUGGUAGAGGAGGAGGAGGAGGAGGAUUUCGCGGCGGUUAUGUAAGUGGUCGCAUGGCUAGAGAUUUGUUCGAGAGAAGUAGCGGUUAUGGCGGAGGAAGGUACGGUGGCCGCGGAAACUGCUUCAACAAUGGAGGUCGUAGCAAACGAAGUAAUCGUCGGGAAAUGGCGGCUUCUUCGUCAUCGACUAAGCCAACUCCGCCUGGAGAAAUACGGAACUGGCUGGACUUGCCGCGAGAUGUGACGGCGUCGAUUCUCUCUCGUCUUGGAGCGAUUGAGAUAAUGACGAGUGCUCAGAUGGUUUGCAAGAUGUGGCUUGAUAUCUGUAAGGAUCCUCUCAUGUGGCGAACCAUUGAUAUGAGGAACCUCGGCGAUCCUGGCUAUGGGUUGGACUUUAUAAAGAUGUGCAGUAAUGUCAUCGACCGAAGCUGCGGCCAACUCGUUGAUCUCAACAUUGAGUACUUUGGAACUGAUGGACUGCUUCUCCAUGCCGUUACUAGUUCCAAACUGAUCAAACGCCUUCGAUUUGCUUGUUGCUAUGAUGUUUCUGAUGAGGGAUUGAUUGAGGCUAUUGAAAAUCUUCCACUGCUGGAGGAGCUUGAUCUGACACUAUGCUCAUUAUCAGAAACUUUUAUCGAAGCAUUGGGACGCUGUUGCCCUCAAUUUAAAACCUUGAAACUGAACCACCAAGCUUAUAAAUACCCAGACAUGGAUUCUGAUGAGGAGAAUGAGUUCAAUGCAUAUGAGAUUGAAAUUGGUAAAAACUUGCCGGGGUUACGCCACUUGCAACUUAUUGGAAGCAGUAUGACUAACAUGGGCUUACAAGCCAUUCUUGAUGGUUGCCGCAACCUCGAAUCACUUGACUUGCGCCGAUGUCUGAAUAUCGACUUGAAGGGAAAUUUGGGGAAAAGGUGUGGUGAGCAAAUUAAACUUGUUAAACUACCUCAUGAUUCACUCAAGGGCUAUGGAUUUAUUGCUGAUCCUUAUAUGGCUGAUCCUAAUGUGUUCUUUGGAAGGGAAGACUUUGAUUUUCCGGGUGGUGCUAAUUCUGCUUGGCUUUUCAGGGAUUACUUUGGUUAUGGAUACUCAAGUGAAGAAUUGGAUUAUGAUGAUUUUACUAGGAUUAAUUACUAUGAAGAAUUAGAAUUAGAUGAUAUCUUUAAUGAUGAUGAUGAUGGUUUCUUCUUUUGAAAUCAUGAUCAUCAUAUGGGGGGAGAGAUGACUAUACGAGGAUAUACUAUCUGUGUUUAGCCUUUCGUUCUGGUCAGUUUAUCUCUUUUGUUAGUACAUAUUUGAAGGUAGUUUGGAAUUUGACAAAUGAGUUAGUAAUUACAUAGUUUCACAAA
Cannabis sativa is the source of this 1970-nucleotide messenger RNA. RefSeq names its product F-box protein SKIP19. The record is from RefSeq and is a predicted model, not a curated record. Gene Ontology annotation, molecular function: protein binding; nucleic acid binding. Bases 181 to 1815 code for a protein of 544 amino acids. The transcript has 3 exons. NCBI's taxonomy places the organism in Eukaryota, Viridiplantae, Streptophyta, Magnoliopsida, Rosales, Cannabaceae.